AUGAUUGACAAUCCCUCCGGAGUCUUGCAGACCAACCCAGUGCCGAUUGUAGCCCAAUUGGCCAUGGAAUAUCUGACAGAGAACAGCGAGGAUGAGUAUCGUCAGAGGCGGAGUGGCAGUGCGACUUGCUGCAGCGCUUUCGACUCGUUUCUACGUUGGAUUCCGGUGAUCUUUAUUGGCGCGGUGCUGGUCUAUUCGUACUACGUGUACGUGUGGCACUUGUGCCUGCACAAAAUGCCAAACGCUGCGCUGAUGGGUGCACUUCUGCUCUGGUAUCACCUGCUGCUGCUGAUGUUCCUUUGGACCUACUGGCGCACAUUACGGACAAAGUGCAGGCCCAUCCCUGAUGAGUGGAGCAUCCCGGAAGCGGAUUGGGUGCGCCUGCAGCGAGCCGACGGUCUGGAGGAGCGAAGGAGCAUUCUGGCAGCCAUUGGCCGGGCACUGCCCAUCACGGUGUGCGAUCAGAACGGUGUCGUGCGGUACUGUGUCCACUGUCGGCUGAUCAAGCCGGAUCGGGCGCACCACUGCCGCAUCUGUGGCUGCUGCAUCCUCAAGAUGGACCACCACUGCCCCUGGGUGAACAACUGCGUGAACUUCCACAACUACAAGUUCUUUCUGCUGUUCCUCGCCUACUCCUCGCUCUACUGCCUGGACAUUCUGGUGACGCUGAUGCUCGACCUGCACCAGGCCUGGGGCAUUGACUUUGACAACGUGGACAUGGACUCGCUGCUGACCAUCAUUCCCAUGAUCUUUGCCUUGAUUUUCACCACGGCCGCACUCAUUAUGCUGGGCAUGCACAUUUACUUUGUGCUGUUGAAUCGCACCACCAUGGAGUCGGCAUAUUCGCCAACAUUCUGCGCGGGUGGACGCACACGGAAAGCCUUCGAUCUGGGCUGCUGCGAGAAUCUGCGCGAGGUAUUCGGCGAUCGUUGGUACCUCUGGCCGCUGCCCAUCUACAGCAGCCGCGGCGAUGGCCUCACCUUUUCCACAUCAUACGAGAGUCGAGAUGGAUCUAUCAGUUCUACUGCUGUGUAAUCAAU
Messenger RNA from Drosophila guanche, 1040 nucleotides. RefSeq names its product palmitoyltransferase ZDHHC15. Gene Ontology annotation, molecular function: protein-cysteine S-palmitoyltransferase activity. Gene Ontology annotation, cellular component: Golgi apparatus; endoplasmic reticulum. The transcript has a single exon. The coding region runs from base 1 to 1035 and encodes 344 amino acids. NCBI's taxonomy places the organism in Eukaryota, Metazoa, Arthropoda, Insecta, Diptera, Drosophilidae. The record is from RefSeq and is a predicted model, not a curated record. Gene Ontology annotation, biological process: synaptic vesicle maturation; peptidyl-L-cysteine S-palmitoylation; protein targeting to membrane.